UUUAGUCACAAUUAUUGUUACUAUUGAAACUCGGAAGGACUAAAGAGACACUUCUGGCUCCGAAGUUCCAUGCUGCGGAUCUCUGCAUUAGAUCCUCCAUCCAUCCAUCCAUACAUCCAUCUUCUUCCGCUUAUCCGGAAGCGUCAGGAGACCUCGUUCAUUUAUUUAUUUUACAAUUUUGUAAACAACAGCUGCCGAUUAAACUGAAUAUUACAACCUUGACAUGAUUAUAUGAGUUGUUUUUACUGAGAAAUUUAUUAGAAGCGCCGUGAAAAUGGUCACAUCCGCCACAUCCGCUUCUCAGGCUGCAAGGCGCGCUCCCGAUACAGGGGGAACAGAUUUUCACAGGGGAACCGAAUUUCGCACACAAGAUCUCUUAUGUCCAUGCGACACCUGAGUUAAUCAUGGCGUACCAUUUGAAAGACAAAGAAGCCUACGAAAGACUGAACUAUCUGUACCAGGCUGCGCACUGUGUCUUAUCUCAAAACCCAAACAACGUGGAGUUGGCUCGGUUCUACUGCUUCACACAGAAAACGAUAGCGAGACGGCUGGUUCUCAGGCAAGACCCAUCAGUGAAGAGAACUGUGUGUAAGAAAUGCUGCUCACUGCUCAUCCCCGGUGUGACUGCCACAACAAGACAGCGGAGAAAAAAUAAAAAGAAUCGCUUUACUGUAGUGAGGUGUCUCGGCUGCGGCCAGACCAAGAAUCUACUGAAUAAUCCAGGUCAUUGUUUGUGGGCGGACCGACCCGAGGCGCAGCUGGAGCAGCGGAAACAAUCUGAUCCAGGCCCUUCAGCUAAAAAUCAGCCUAAAUGCCCAAAAGCUGAUGGGUCCCAGUCUUCGAAAACACAUGACGCUCAGAGUUCUACCAGCUCAUAGGUUGUUAUGUUUUAUUU
Molecule: messenger RNA, 895 nt
Organism: Gambusia affinis (western mosquitofish)
Lineage: Eukaryota; Metazoa; Chordata; Actinopteri; Cyprinodontiformes; Poeciliidae
Gene: rpp21
Product: ribonuclease P 21 subunit
Exons: 5
Coding region: 405-878 (157 amino acids)
Biological process (GO): tRNA processing
Cellular component (GO): nucleolar ribonuclease P complex
Source: RefSeq, a predicted model, not a curated record